Molecule: messenger RNA, 6576 nt
Organism: Erpetoichthys calabaricus (reedfish)
Lineage: Eukaryota; Metazoa; Chordata; Cladistia; Polypteriformes; Polypteridae
Gene: kcnv1
Product: potassium voltage-gated channel modifier subfamily V member 1
Exons: 4
Coding region: 501-1958 (485 amino acids)
Biological process (GO): potassium ion transmembrane transport; protein homooligomerization
Cellular component (GO): voltage-gated potassium channel complex; membrane
Molecular function (GO): voltage-gated potassium channel activity; protein binding
Source: RefSeq, a predicted model, not a curated record
GGUGUUUGUCGCUGAGAAGUGAAUGAGGGCGCCGCUCUGUCACCUGACGCGCGCGUGUAAUUCAUCAGCUGCACACCUGGGAGAGCAGAGCGCAUUCAACUCGCACUCCUCACUCGCAAAGUUGUCCGCUCCAGUUUCCCCGUCUCUGUCGUUGGCUAACGCGGACUUCAGUCCUCGGGUUUUAAGUAACAAAUGGCACAUCUUUAGGAAAUUUCGCCUGUGAGAUGAGUCCAGCUACUUAGUCAUUAACUGAAAAAAGAGAGAAAGAAAUCGCAAGAGGAUCCAACUCCGCGCUCGCUCAUCGUUCUGCUCUGCCGGCUCGAGCUUGCGCUUGCGCUCCUUUUAUUCCCAUCUGGCGCUUUCGAGUGGAGGAACCUCGGGCUCCGAGAUAACGGAUCGAGAUAAGAGAGCGAGCUCGCCGCAGGUGAUUGAUGACUGGCUCUGCUCGCCUGAACUUCCAGAGAUGGCCACCGUGUAAACCACACCACGAAGUAUGAACCAUGAAGUCACCCAGCUGCUCCUCUAGCCAUCUGGACUUGUUUCCCGAUAGUGACUCCAUCUUGUCCCUAGAAUCAAGCGUCUUCUGCAGUGAGACACAUCUGAACGAGAACCCGUUGGACGUCUUCAUCAUAAACGUAGGCGGUAGCAGAUAUGUGCUUUCUUACGAGGUUCUCUCAUCCUUCCCAGAAACUCGGUUAGGUAAACUGGCACUUUCAGCACGAGAUACUAUGCUAGAACUUUGUGACGACGCAAACUUUCUGGACAAUGAAUUUUUUUUCGACAGAAAUUCACAAGCUUUCAAAUAUGUCAUAAAUUAUUACAAAACGGGGCGUUUACAUGUCAUGGAGGACCUCUGUGCGGUGUCCUUCCUGCAGGAAAUUGAGUACUGGGGCAUCGAUGAGCUGAACAUCGAUUCCUGUUGUAGAGAAAAAUAUUACAGAAGAAAGGAAUUAAGUGAAACCCUUGAUAUCCGGAAAGAGUCUGAAACAAUCGAGAAUGAAGAAGAUGACUUUUCUGGAGUCGUUUGUGAAGCACUGAGGCAAAAGCUUUGGGAUGUUUUGGAGAAACCAGACUCCUCCAUGGCAGCAAAAACGUUUGGAACGCUCUCCGUGGUUUUUGUCAUUAUUUCCAUUGCAAACAUGGCUCUGAUUUCGUUGGAUUUUAGUACGCUUGAACCCCCCUUUCUGGAUGUUCUGGAGUAUAUUUGCAUAUCUUGGUUCACAGGAGAGUUUGUUCUUCGAUUUGUGUGUGUGAAGGACAAGUGCAAAUUCAGCAAGAGCGUAGUGAACAUUAUAGAUCUGAUUGCAAUUUUACCUUUUUAUAUUACGUUAUUAGUUGAGAAUCUUCACGGAAGCUCCACUGAACUGGAAAACGUUGGGAGGGUUGUUCAGAUCUUAAGAUUGAUGAGGUCGCUGAGAAUGCUGAAGCUUGGAAGACACUCGACAGGUCUUAAGUCACUGGGGAUGACAAUCGCUCAGUGUUAUGAAGAAGUUGGUCUGCUUCUGCUUUUUCUCUCAGUGGGAAUAUCCAUCUUCUCCUCUUUGGAAUAUGCUGUAGAGCACAAUAUCCCCGACACAACUUUUACAAGCGUUCCCUGUGCAUGGUGGUGGGCUACCACGUCUAUGACCACGGUGGGAUAUGGCGACAUACGGCCUGAUACCACAUUGGGCAAGAUUGUUGCUUUUCUGUGCAUUCUGUCAGGAAUUCUUAUCUUGGCUCUGCCAAUAGCCAUCAUCAACGAUCGAUUUUCUGCCUGCUAUUUUACACUGAAAGUAAAGGAGGCAGCACUGAGACACCGGGAGGCCCUGAAGAAACUGGCGAAAAACUCCUUUUCUGACGCCGCCGUGAAUGUGAAUUUAAGAGACAUUUACGCACACAGCAUCAUGGAAAUGUUACGACUGAAGAGCAGAGAGAGGGCAAGCACCAGAAGUAGUGGCGGUGAUGACUUGUGGUGGUAGAAUUCGCUGGAUACAUCUGAGGCAAAUACUUUGUGUUAGGCAUCAGGAAAAGAAUUUUGGGAUUUCAGCAAUUAAAACUUCAGGAGAUUUGGGACUCAUAGCGAUGAUGAUUGUAAUAAUGUACGUAUAAAAUGUUUUCUUCUCCGCUCUCUCUCUCUAAUGUUGCAGUGAUUGUUGAUGAGCUUUAGGAGCUGAACGCUGGUAUUCAUGUUGCAUUUCUCAUCCCGGGACAUGAGACGGACUUUGAUUGUCGAAAACUCAGCGCCUGCUUUUUAAAUUGGAGGAAACUUUUUAUUCGAGUAUUAGCCAAUGAUUGUCCCGAAGCAAACAGCAGUCCAUUACGAUGCGGCAGGGCAGUGGUCUAUGUUCCCAGUCCUGAGGGAUGCCUCUACCCUCAGGUUUUCAUCCCAACCAGUUUUCCAUCAGAUUGAGCUCAUUGUUUAAUUUGCUUGACUUUCUUUCCUUCUCUUAUUCAGCAUUUAGAAAAGAGCAGUCGUGUGAGACAUUCCAGGUCCAAGGUUUUUAAUUAGGCUCGGUUUAUAUAAGAAAACAUGACAUUUGCAAUCUCAGUUGAAUCCAAUAACAGACAGCAAUGAAAUAAAACAAACACAAAGAGAUAAGACAGGUUCAAAUUAACGCAAGAAAUUGCAAAAAAUCAUAUGAAAAGUGGAUUUUUUGUUAAAACUAUUUCUAGUACAUUUCACGUAAAACGGGCACAUGAUACGUAAGAAAACACCAUAUGCUUCUGGAAUUUAUGUAUGAUUAUCUCUGAUAUUCCUUAUUAAAAAGAAAUGUGACACUGGGGAGAAAGGAAUUCCUGGAGGGAUUUGUUUUCAGAGUUUUCAGAGCGACUAACCUCCCUGAUUUACUAAAGUUAAAUUCAGCGUGUAGGGGAUGUGUGUCAUCAGUAGAGAUGAUCGUCGCCCGCUGACACACACUUACCAAAUCGUCGACGUCAGCCCCAAUAACUUUAGCAGCAUGUUUGGUAGUCUCCUGGAGCUUUGGGAAAUUCUGGAUUGUCAGACCACAAAACCAAGCAAUGAAGCCGAAAGUGAUGACAGAUUGGAUCACACUGCCAGGCGUCUGUCCACUUUAACUCUUUCAGGGCUGAUGUCGACUUUUGUCAAAAGGAGGACUUGACGAUGGUAAUCAACUGUAAAGUGUGACAAGUACCAACCGUUAUGUUUUAGUUGGACUCUCGUUGCUAGAAGGAAAGUUAGCUUCAUUCGUUUGACCGAGAUUUCCUGGGCUCGUGUGAGUAGCAUGGCGCAAACAACGGCAAAAAUGGCACUGACAUAAUGGCGAGAGAUCAAAGCGAAUGCGUAAAGCAAAAUACUCCAUGGACAAAGUUUUGCCCGUUAUCUCUGAACUGGACUACGACUUACCGGACUCAGAUUUUGACAUAAGUGAUCGAAAACGAAUGUGAGGUUCCAGCUUCAGCUGACUGGUCCCCAGCUAAUUGUGGUGCUGCCACGCCUACGGCAUCGCUUAAUAAUGAUAAGAGAUAGAAACCAGAUUGCAAUGCACUGCGACAGUGACCGCUACUGCUGCCCCAGCCUCGUUAAGACAGCCUGGCAGCAAGCUUGCCACCCAUUCUUUUCAAACUGGCAGCUGCAGCAUGCAGCAACAGACGUUUUAUGUUGAUUUCUGUGUGAAACCAUUGCUUUUCAGAAAAAACAUUCAGCCCUGAAAGAGUUAAAAAGUCCGAGUUUACGGAGGGGACAUGAGUGCUGAUUGCAUGUUUUUUUUUUCAAUUUGUAUUCCAAGGAAGAUUGUCAUCUCGGUUAGUCUCUAAGUAUUUCUCUUCAUUCACUAUUUCUACCUCCUCCACCAGGAUGAUGAUGGGCGAACAUGCAGAUUUCUGUCUCUUAACGUUAAAUCUCAUUUCUUUGGUCUUUUUGCAUUUACAUACACACACAUAAUUGAGUUAAAUUCAAUGACCCGGAUAAGGCAGAAAACUGAUUUCUUAAUAAUCCGCGUUUACAUCUUCUGGAGUUCUCCUUUGGCAAAAUGCUCGGAUGUCAUUAAAAUUUGCAAAACAGAGUUAAACAUCAUCGUCGAGCACUUUGGUUCCCGAAAAUAAGUAUGUUACCUGUGAUGAAUAUCUUGUGUUUUACAAAUAUGUUUAGUCAAACUGUCACUUUAUUUGUAGGUUUCUGUUACCAGGACACACAUGUGGCAAACCGUUUUCUGCUUGGCUAUACAAUCGAGCCCUGCAAAUCUUGCAUUACAACCAAUGCUGUUGGAAUAAUAACAGUACAGGUAAUUUUACUUCACUAGAUAGGAUAAGUGUUGCGUUACAUUACUUGUUACAUUAAGAAAUAAAAGGAUUAUGUAAUGUGCGUUACUUUUAAAGUGUUAACUUACCGCUCUCAAGCUUGUGCUACUGAGCUUAGAACUGUUCGUUCGGCUCAUCAACACAAAUUUACUGAUUUCUAUUUCAACCAGGAGAAGGAAUAAUGUGACCGCCUGAGCAUUUGACCCUGGAAAUUUAUUUUGUGGACGCCUCUAUCUGCGCUGCUGAAAAUGUUUGUGAAGCAAAUACAUGUGACAGGCUGACAGAAUGCAGUAGACUACAAAAUUCUUAACAGCAAUCCAGUUAAGGGUUUAAGUGCCCACACAUUUAGAUUAUUCUUGAAGAAAUCUAUCUCUGUUAAUCAGGCUUCUCAGAAGCCAAUAACCUGAUUUCUCUAACCGGAGUAAGAGUUUACAUGGCAUUUUAGAAAUCAGGUUUCUGUCAAUAAGAGGGUUACUGAAGCACAUAUAAACGUGCUAAUUCAGAUUAAGAUCGUUUUUAUUGCACCAGUUUACCAAACAGUCCAGUUGAUUUAAUUAAUGGUGUACAUCCUCUGAAGAUAAGUGUCCUAUCAGCAUACUUGAUAAUAGGGCAGUGUGGUGAUUGUUCUUUCCCAGGUCACUUGUGCACAGGGUCAGUUAUAAUGGUGUCAAGAAACAUCCCUGGGGACUGCCUGAGUUUGAAGGAAUGACUUUUGAAAAAGUACCCUGAACUCGGACUGUUUGUGAACAACUUAACAGAAAGUCCUGAAGCCAUAAAGUCAUAAACGGUUUAACAUUCAUUCUGUUCAAUUUCUCAAUCGGUGUGUGAGGCUGGAUGAUAUUGAAUGCUGAAUAAAAAUCCAGAAAGAGGACCAGGCUUAUCAAGAAAAGUGCACAUUGGACAGACGGUAACCAGCAGAGCAUCUUGCACACUUCUGGUUGUGUUGGGGAUUACCAUACUUUCCAAGCCAAAAAAAUAAAAAGAGAAUAGUGGAGUGCAGGUCCCCCAUGUAGUUUCUCUUCAUAUGACAGCGUGUCAGCGUUUGUAAUUACUCCCAUAAUGUGCACUGUGUGAGGACCAUUCAUCUACGGCAUUGCCAUGGCGGGUUUAUCUUACGUAAGUUAAGAAUAAAACGGUGGAUGUGCACUGAUAAAAAAGUAAACCUGGUUGGAAACAAUGGGCCACAGUGUGAAAACCCUGGACAAAAUAAUAGCUCUGUAAGAUCCACCCGGACACCCAGACAGGUGCCUUAAAAGCAGACAUGCCCUGCAGGUUUGGUAAUUCUGGAUAGCACAGUAGGCAGACCGGUGGUUAUCUUGGAAGGACUUUGUCAUCUGUCAUUAAAACGUUUUUCCCCCAUUGGAAUGGGUGUGAGUGCCACGGAUCUGUAGUCAUUCAGACUGCUUGACUUGGAGAGACCUUAGGAACUGCGGUCAUGACUGCAGGUACAACACCACAAGACAGGGACCAGCUAAAAAAUAAAUGAAAAACCGGAGAGAGCUGCUAAAGGCAGGAGUUUAGGAGCCAACCUGAUACACCAUCUGGUCCCACUGCCCUGUUGAUUCAUAUUCUUAUUCAUAUUCAUGUAGAGAUCAAGAAUGUCAGUUAAAUAAUAAUGAUAAUAAUAAUACUUUGCAUUUAUAUAGCGCUUUUCUCACUACUCAAAGUGCUCAGCAAUUGCUGGUUAAGGGCCUUGCUCAAGAGCCCAGCAGAGUCUCUUUUGGCAUUUACGGGAUUCAAACUGGCAGCCUUCCGAUUGAUUCCGAUUCUGCUCAAUUGGCUACAUGUGGUACCCCGGACAGACUCUCCUGCUGUGACACAGUAAGAUCAGGCUGGAGGACAGCGGCCAUGCUGGAGUCUGAUGGUUUAUGUAGCUACCUCAGCUCCUUUGGUUGGCUGCUGGCUUGGCUGUUGCUCACAGGCAAAUGUCCAGACUCUCAGUUUUGGUCCUCAUCAUCAGGUCUUAGCUUCAAUGGGCUCUCCUUGGUUCCACACAUUCGCUUCCUUAGACUGUUAGCCAGAAUUAUUGAUGCUGAUCUGGAUGACCUGGAAGAAGUAGAAACACAGGAAAUAUCCUGUACAUGAAACAUCUAACAUCAGUAAAUCAGAGAUUUAGUUAAACACACACAAACAAUCAUCCCCGGCGAUUUCCUUCUCCCUGGUGCCGUAUUCCUGCCUAAUGAUUUAUGUUGCUGGUCACAGAGAACCAGGAGUGAAGAGGAAAACUGGGAGUGAGCAAGGACCGUGGCUCUUCUGACAUUGCUCUCUGACUAAAGUGUAUUUUUGAAAAUACGAGUUAACUGAAUAUUGUUUUAAAUAAAAAUAUCAUUUUGAUGUUGC